AUGAUUAUUAAGGUCAUUGGAUUUUCAUACUCAACAAAUACUCUCAGAGUUCUUUCAUGUCUUAAUGAAUUAGGUAUUCCAUACCAACUCGACGCUCCAGCUAAUUUUGCGGUUACAAAAGAAGAGGAUUAUCUCGCUAAUAAACACCCUUUUGGAAAAAUUCCAGUUCUUUAUGAUGGAGAUUACAAAAUUGCCGAAUCUCGCGCAAUUUGUCGUUAUUUAGUAUCUAAAUACCAAGGCAAAUAUAAUAAUACGAUCUUAAUCCCUAACGAUAUUCACGAAGCUGGAUUAGUUGAAGAAUUCAUCUCUUAUGAAGCAUUUUAUUAUGAACCACCGGCUUCAAAAAUCGUAUAUUAUGAAUUAUUUUUAAAAACUCCGGAGUCUGAAAUAGUUAAGCAGGCCCUUAAGGAAAUUAAUAAGGUUUUAGAUGUUUUUGACAAGCUUUUAGAAGGAAAAGAAUAUUUAAAUGGUGGAUUUUCUUUAGCUGAUCUUUUUUAUUGUCCUUGUGCAUAUUAUAUCUAUUCUACUCAUGCUGAUCUGUGGGAUAAAAGGCCUAAUGUUAAAAAAUGGUUGGAUAGGUUAAGAAAUAGAGAUGCUUGGAAAAUGUCCUUGGAAAAGAAAAAUAAAUUAUAG
This is a messenger RNA of Dentiscutata erythropus, 633 nucleotides long. Lineage: Eukaryota; Fungi; Glomeromycota; Glomeromycetes; Diversisporales; Gigasporaceae. The record is from the annotation of a GenBank genome assembly.